UUUUUUCUUUGCGCGUGGGGAUUUUUCUAAUUCAUCGCUCACCUAUUUUUUUUUUGAGAGAGAUUGCAUGUAUUAUAUAUUUUUUUUCUUUUAUAUUUCUGAUCCGGAUCCAGCCCUGACUGUUCAAUGGAAGUAUGUUAUCAGUUGCCGGUUUUGCCUCUAGACAGGCCGGUUCCCAAGCAUGUACUCAGCCGGAGGGGAGCCAUUAGUUUCAGCUCCAGCUCUUCCCUGUUCGGGGCUCCUGAUCCAAGACAGCUGUCACAGAGACGAGGGGCCAUCUCCUAUGACAGCUCUGACCAGACAGCGCUGUACAUUCGUAUGCUAGGAGCUUGUGUAGUGUUCAAACAGCUGUUUGCAAGAGAUGUGAGAGUAAGAAGUCAGGUUGGAUUUGAACCGGAACGACGAAGCUCCCACCCGUACCUUUGCAUAGACUUCCGAACUCUGCACACACGGCUGAGCUGCGGAGCCUUGUCGGCGGACUCUGGUACUGAAAAGAGGGUCCACAGGCUGCUCAGCUUCCAGAGAUACCUGCACUCGUCCCGGCUGCUGCGGGGAAUCCCCCAGCAGAUCCCCCUCCACAUCCUCGAUGAAGACUACAGCGGACAGGCUAGAUGUAUGCUGGAAAAAGUUGGCAACUGGAAUUUUGACAUUUUCCUCUUUGAUAAGCUGACAAAUGGGAACAGCCUGAUCAGCCUGACCCUCCACCUGCUGAACCAGUACGGCCUGGUGGACCUCUUCCAGCUGGACAUGGUCAGACUCUGGAGGUUUCUGGUGCUGGUGCAGGAAGACUACCACAACGACAACCCUUAUCACAACUCCGUUCAUGCUGCAGACGUCACACAAGCCAUGUACUGCUACCUGCAGGAGCCCAUGCUGUCGAAGUCUCUAACGUCGUACGACAUCCUGCUGGGAAUCCUUGCGGCCGCCACACACGACCUGGACCAUCCUGGGGUCAACCAGCCUUUUCUCAUCAAGACUGACCACUAUUUAGCCAGACUCUAUAGAAAUACCUCAGUUCUGGAAAACCACCACUGGAAAUCGGCCGUGGGUCUCCUCCGAGAGACUGGACUGUUCUCUCACCUGCCCACAGAGGACAGCUUGAACAUGGAGCGGGAUUUGGGCUCUUUAAUCCUGGCCACAGACAUCAGCCGACAGAACGACUACCUGUCCAGGUUUCGCACCCACCUGGACCAGGACAGCCUGUGCUUGAGCAACUGCAGCCAUCGACACUUCGUCCUGCAGAUGGCUCUGAAGUGUGCAGACAUCUGCAACCCCUGCAGACCCUGGGAGCUGAGCAAACAGUGGAGCGAGAAAGUGACCGAGGAGUUCUUCCAGCAGGGGGACAUCGAGAGGAAACACAAACUUGAAGUGAGCCCGCUCUGUGACAGAGAGACCAACACCAUCUGCAACAUCCAAAUAGGCUUCAUGACGUACGUGGCGGAGCCGCUGUUCGGGGAGUGGGCCCGUUUCUCCGACACGCGUCUGUCUCAGACCAUGCUGGGCCACAUGGGGCUGAACAAGGCCAGCUGGGGCGGCCUGCAGCAGGAGCAGACCGCCGUCUCCGAGGAGGCCGAGCUGAGCACGGCGGACCCGGACGCAGGAGAGAGCCGCUCCAAAGAAAUACCUCAGGGAAGCAGAGAAUCCUGACACUUCUUUUUUUUUUUUCUGUUUUUUUUUCUUCGCCCUCUCACCUUUACCCCCUGAACUGUGGCCCCAGGGCCUCACCUCCACACACUGAGGGCCAGCGGAGCUCCCACCGCCGGCCCGGCCUCAUGUGAACACCUUGUUGAUAUGUUGUUGCUUUUGGCCUCCCCAUCUCGAUUAAACCACUGAUUCUUUUUUUUUUUUAUUUAAUUUAUUUAAUUUUAUAAUUUCUCUUUUUGUUUUUUGGCAUAGAGCAAUACAUAGAUACCUCAUUUGACAACUGCUGUAUUUCUCUUCUUUUAUUUGCUUCGUUUUUAUUUAUUUUUUGGGGGGUGGGGGGGACUGUAUUUCAGGCGUGAAUGACUAAACAUGCCGCUUUUUUUUUGUUGUCGUGGAUUGUUAAAAGGUGAAAGCAGUAUAAAAUAAGAGAAAAAAAACUGAUUUUUUUUUUGGGGGGGGUGGGGUGUUUUUUGAAGUGCCAUUUGAAAACAAAGAUUUAAAAAGAGGAUUUGACGGACAGCUGGAGUUCGGGGAGAUGUUCGAAAGACUUUUUUUUUUUUAGGAGUAUUUGCGCCGUGUUGCAUCUGUACUGAAGAUUCUUCCUUGUGUAAAAACAUAAACAAAAAAAACAGGAAAAAAAAAAAAGAAAAGAAAAAUGUGACAAGCCCAGUCCUUCUGCUGCCUCUGAGAAGACUGUUUACGCAUCGCCGUGCUGGUUGUACUUUCUCACACACCCCACCCCCACCACACGUCGGCUCCGCAGUUUGCCUUCGAAGCACAGACGUAGAAAAAGAAGAGAACCACUCGUCUGAACCGUCGUCGCCACUGUUGAAGCCAUGAGCUGAACUUUUAUUCAAAAACAAACCAGACGCCAUAUUAACUCCACCCGUGCUCUACCGUGUUGUUCCCGCACGCCGGACGACGCGCUCCGUCUCCCGCCGCCUCUCGCCUACAAACGAGGCUGACCCACGUUUCUGCGUCACUCACCUGGAUCUCCGCUCCAUGCAACUCCACUCGCUCAGGGUUUUUACCAGUCUUUCAUCCAGCGAACGAGGGAGAAGGAAGGAAGGAAGGAAGGAAGGAGGUGGCUACAGACGACGCAAGGUUGCUGUUUUCCCCUGUUGUUGUUGGUUCGGAUCCGCCGAAGGAGACUCCCUCUGCGCAGAAUGUCUCUCACAGCCACAUGAAACCGGACGGACUGCUCGACUGAUGCCUUAUAACUAUGCACAAACUAUGCUAAGUGACCAAACCAACUCCUGUUCCCAUCAAGUGCAUGGUGUGCUUGCUUCUCUGAAUGCACUGUCCCCGACUCAUUCGCCUUUUUCUGUUGUGAGGAACAACUCCAGCUUUUUUUUUUUUUUUUUUUUUGUUAUUUCCUUCCUUUUUUUGUACAAAUACAGAAACGAGUCGAAUGAAUUGAAACAUUCCUUUUUCUUUCUCUCUCUUUCUCUCUCUCGUUUGUCGGGUCCGUCUGUUUCGAUUCUGUACAGUGGCACAGGUCGUGUUCGUGUUGAGGCGUUUGGAACGAAAACAGGUGCUUUUCUUACGUUAGCUGAUUUGUAUUUUUGCUGUAAAGUGCUGUAAGACUGUUGAUACAACUGUUUACAAUUUGUUGCGACAGCCAUUUUUUGGGAAGACUUCAGUGUCGAGCCAGAUUUUUUUUGUAAAGGCUUUGCUGUAUUGAACUUUUUUGAUACAUGCCUGUUGGAGUUACGAUUUGAAUAAUAAAAACCCGUUGUUGAAUUUUC
Fundulus heteroclitus (mummichog) is the source of this 3392-nucleotide messenger RNA. RefSeq names its product phosphodiesterase 7A (gene pde7a). The transcript has 13 exons. Lineage: Eukaryota; Metazoa; Chordata; Actinopteri; Cyprinodontiformes; Fundulidae. Bases 127 to 1647 code for a protein of 506 amino acids. The record is from RefSeq and is a predicted model, not a curated record. Gene Ontology annotation, molecular function: 3',5'-cyclic-AMP phosphodiesterase activity.